Messenger RNA from Amaranthus tricolor (Joseph's coat), 3889 nucleotides. RefSeq lists its product as uncharacterized. Lineage: Eukaryota; Viridiplantae; Streptophyta; Magnoliopsida; Caryophyllales; Amaranthaceae. The transcript has 16 exons. Gene Ontology annotation, biological process: protein phosphorylation. The coding region runs from base 77 to 3874 and encodes 1265 amino acids. The record is from RefSeq and is a predicted model, not a curated record. Gene Ontology annotation, molecular function: protein kinase activity; ATP binding.
ACACAAUCUUGGAACAAUAGAAAAAUCAUUUCUUACUUCUAUCUGAUAAUCUUUUCCUAAUCCUUUCAAAUAAUUAAUGGAGCGAAAAAUAAUCUUAAUUAUUACCAUAUUAUUGAUCUGUAUUUCCAAACUCUAUGGAACUGAAGCAGUUAUGCACUUCGAAUCAUAUAACUGUUCUGACCAUCAUGGCAACUACAGUGAGGGAAGUGUCUACCAACACAAUAUGAAUAUCCUUUUCAAAAAUUUCUCAUCCCAAACACCGACCCGACGAUUUUAUAAUUCCACGUUCGGCGAUUCCCCUAACAAAGUUUAUGGCCUUUAUCAAUGUCGAGAGGGGAUGGUGCUUGAGAUUUGCAGCCAGUGUAUUAAAGAAGCAACACAGAAGAUUACAGAAGGGUGUCAUUUAUUCAGUGAAGGUAUUGUUUGGUUCGAUGAAUGCGUGCUAAGGUACGCUAAUCGAUCUAUUUUCUCUUUAGCCGAAGUAUCUCCAUCCACCGCUGGGUACUAUGAAGAAACUGUGUCCAACUAUGAUAAGUUACGGCCGGUAAUAGAAGAUAAAUUAAGUACUGUUAUUGAUCAGGCUGUUCGUACAACUGAUCAGGUACAUUUUGGUAGCACAUACGCUAAUUAUACAUCAACCGAUAAGGUGUAUUUGUUCGCGCAGUGUACUCCUGAUAUAGAUAGUUUCAGUUGUAAGAAGUGCUUGAAAACUGGUUUAGCUGAUAUUUAUGCUUACUACAACAUGAGUAAGGGAGUUACUACCUUUUAUCCAAGCUGUCAAUUAGGGUAUGAUACUGUAUUAUCUCUGCUCUUAUAUCUAUUGCCACCUCCUGCUUCUCCCAAAUCUACGUCAGUUCCAGCAAAACUAAAGAGCAACUAUAAUGCAAGCAAAAGAAAAGUAUCAACCAAGUUGAUCAUGGGCAUUACUAUUCCAGUGUUUAUUAUCUCAACAUGUGCAGUUAUAAUACUAGCUUUUCUAAUUUGCACUAAUAAGACUAAGAUACUCAAGAAGUACAAAGAUGAACCUGUUGCAAGUGGUUCCGACAUCAUACUCCUGGAGUCCUUGCACUAUGAUAUAGCAACACUUCAAUUUGCGACCAAGAACUUUUCAAAAGAGAAAAAAUUAGGGGAAGGUGGAUUUGGUAGCGUUUAUCAGGGUACACUACCAAAUGGACAACAAAUAGCAGUGAAGAGGUUGUCCAAAGGUUCUUACCAAGGUGUCGAAGAAUUUACCAAUGAGGUAUUGUUGGUUACUAAACUUGAACACAGGAAUUUAGUUAGAAUUUUGGGAUUUUGUCUCGCGGAUGAGGAGAAGCUUCUAGUCUACGAAUAUGUGGCCAAUAAAAGUUUGGACUAUCAUCUUUUCGAUAAUGAAAAACAUAGAAUUUUGAAUUGGAAAACACGCUACCAGGUUAUAGCAGGAAUUGCUCGAGGGAUGCUAUAUCUCCACAAAGAUUCCCGACUUAAAAUUAUUCAUCGUGAUUUAAAACCAAGCAACGUCUUGUUAGAUGAAAAAAUGAACCCAAAAAUUUCAGAUUUUGGUAUGGCAAGGAUUUUCGGUAUGGAUCAAAGUGGAGCGAAUACAAGCAGAAUAGUCGGAACAUAUGGUUAUAUGGCACCUGAAUAUGUACUUCGAGGUCAAUUUUCAGAAAAAUCAGAUGUGUAUAGUUUUGGUGUUCUCGUGUUAGAAAUCAUUAGCGGCCAGAGGAACAGUAACUUUAACCAAUCUGAUGCAGUGGAACUUCUAAGCUACGCGUGGAAGAAAUGGAGAGAUGGUAAACCUUUGGAAUUUGUGGAUUCAAGAAUAAAAGAAUCCUGCUCAAGUAAUGAAGUAUUAAGAUGCAUGCAACUGGGCUUACUAUGUGUCCAAGAGAUUGUGAAUGACAGGCCCACCAUGGAAACAGCUGUUCUCGUGUUGCACAGUAAUUCAUUCACACUUCCAAUGCCGGUAGAGCCCAUUUUUUAUAAUUGGGAUACCAGAAAAUCUAACUCCCUUGGAACCAUUAAUCCAUAUCAUCAAUACAUUAAGAAUUCAAUGCCAUUGUCUACAAAUGAUCUAUCUGUAAGUGAAAUUUCAUAUGCAAAUUGUUGGGUUGGUUUUAGACAUGGAGCUCAUGAAAAGAGAAGACACAUCAAGGAAGCUAUCAAAUGGAUCCCAGAAUGCAUGGUACGGUAUGCAAAUCAUAAUAUAAUUUCCAAGGAAGAGGAAUACCCAUUCUAUAGUUGGAUGAUAGGCUAUCAAAAUAUCUUCAACGACUCAAAACCGAUCAACCAUAUGCCUUUUGAAGCCUCUGAGUUACCAUUCCACUUCAAUAAAUCGGAUGUAAUUCAUGGCUUAAUCAAUGCAACUGCUUUCGGCCACAGCCCAUCAGCAAAAAUGAUGACUCGUUAUUAUGCUACAAGAGAAGACAAGUUGGAUAGUUGGCGACCUCAGACAUUCUAUUCUCUUGCACAAUGCACUCCUGACUUAAGUCCAGGGUUGUGCUUUCAGUGCCUUCGACGAGCCUUCGAUAAACUUUCCUGCUGUCGAGAGAAUUUACAAGCUGUAGUUUACUUACCAAGUUGUCAAUUAAGAUAUGAUACUGCGAGAUUUUUUGAGAUACCAUCUUCGGACAGUCAAGAUAGACACCCAACCAAGCAUCAUCUGAAAGGUGCUGAAAGCGCUGUCAAGAGCAUAGCUAUACCAAUGUCGAUUCCAACAAUCCUAAUUAUAUCGCUUCUAUCUGCUUUGUGCUAUUCAUUACGGAAGAAGAAAUUCAAGACAGAAUACCAUUGUAAGUACAUUAUAUUGUUUGUUCUUAUGGUAACUGCAUCAAUAUAUGAUGCUACUAAUUAUGGAGAUAUCAUAACUAUGGAUUGCUUGCAUUAUGAUGUUAAUACAAUCAAAGAAGCAACACAAAGCUUUUCUGAAGAUAACAAACUUGGUCAAGGUGGAUUUGGUGAUGUUUACAAGGGAACGCUCAACACAGGUGAAGAGAUAGCUGUGAAGCGGCUCUCACCAGAAUCGCAACAGGGUAUUCAAGAAUUUGAAACCGAAGUUUUGCUUAUUGCUAAGCUUCAGCAUAAAAAUCUAGUCAAACUCUUGGGAUUUUGUGUGGCACCUGAGGAGAAGCUGUUAAUUCUUGAAUACCUACCAUAUUUAAGUUUAGACCACCAUUUAUUUGACCUUGAAAAACGUGCAUGUUUACAUUGGGAGAUACGGUAUAAGAUCAUAGAUGGAAUAACUAAAGGGUUGCUUUAUCUUCAUGAGGAUUCAAGGUACAAGAUUGUACAUCGAGAUCUAAAACCUAGCAAUAUUUUGCUAGACAAAGACAUGAAUCCCAAAAUAGCUGACUUUGGAAUGGCAAAGCUCUUUGGAGAGGAUGAAAUGCAAUGUAUUAGUAAAAGAAUUGCAGGCACACGUGGUUAUAUGGCCCCUGAAUAUGCAAGGAGCGGAAGCUUAUCAUUCAAAUCAGACAUCUAUAGCUUUGGAGUUCUUGUUCUUGAAAUAGUGAGCGGUCAGAGAAUAAGGAAAGUUUCAUUCAACAAUAUUCCUAAACAAGAAGAGGGGCUAGUACAAUGUGCAUGGAGGCUAUGGAAUGCUAAAGAACCCUUAGCGUUUGUGGACUCUAUAUUAGAGGGAAGCUUUUCGGAAAACGAGGCAACAAAAUGUAUACAAAUAGGUUUAUCAUGCGUGCAAGAAGAUGCUGAAAAGAGGCCUACAAUAAAAUCAAUUGUUUCAAUGCUCAAUAGUCAUCCUAACAAUCACUUUCCUGAACUACAGAGAGAAGGGAGUCAUAACUCAAUAUCUGAAAGUUGUUUAUCAGAAGGGCAGUAUCCAUCUACUUGGAUCUAUUCAGGAACAGAAAAUAUCACAACCUUGACUUCUCGUUGACGUACGCAUCAGCUA